GCCAAAAUUCAAGUAGGACUAUCGGUUGUAAACACUGGGCUACGAGCGACUCACAUUUUGACUCUGUAGUUAGUAACUCAGACAGAUAUUGCGCCUGGAAUCAGCGGAAAGAGAACGGAAAGAUGCACAUCAAGUCUAUUAUCCUCGAAGGGUUCAAAUCGUACGCGCAGAGGACAGAGAUUAACGGCUUUGACCCGCUUUUUAAUGCCAUCACAGGGCUAAACGGCAGCGGCAAGUCCAAUAUUUUGGACUCUAUUUGUUUCCUUUUAGGCAUCUCGAACCUCUCCCACGUGCGAGCCUCCAACCUUCAGGACCUGGUGUACAAAAAUGGGCAGGGUGGCAUCACUAAGGCCACUGUUUCUAUUACUUUUGACAAUUCCAACAAAAGCCUGAGUCCUUUGGGGUUUGAAACUCACGAUGAGAUCACGGUGACCAGACAGGUGGUGAUAGGUGGCAGGAACAAGUACCUCAUCAAUGGCGUGAAUGCCAAUAACACCAGGGUGCAGGACUUGUUCUGUUCUGUUGGCCUCAACGUCAACAACCCACACUUCCUCAUCAUGCAGGGAAGAAUCACCAAGGUUCUAAAUAUGAAGCCUCCAGAGAUCCUCGCCAUGAUCGAAGAGGCAGCAGGUACCAGGAUGUAUGAAUGUAAAAAGAUCAGCGCCCAGAAGACAAUAGAGAAGAAGGAAGCCAAGCUCAAGGAGAUUCAGACUAUUCUAAAGGAAGAAAUUACUCCAACCAUGCAAAAACUGCAAGAGGAACGAUCAUCGUUCUUGGAGUACCAGAAGCUGAUGCGUGAGAUCCAGCAUCUGUCACGGCUUUAUGUGGCCUGGCUGUUUGUGUGCGCAGAGGAGACCAAGCUGAAGUCGGCAGAGAAUCUGAAGGUGAUGCAGGACAACCUUACCAAGAUGCAGGCCAGCAUAGCUGAGAACGAGAGCAAAAUUCAGGAGCUUUCGGUUCAGAUCGCAGAGCUGCAGAAGAAAAAAGAUCAGGAAGUGAAUGGAGUAUUAAAAUCCUUGGAGGAUGCUCUAGCUGAUGUACAGCGUGUCGAUACUAAAGCUCAGAGUGCACUGGACCUGAAGAAACAGAACCUCAAAGAUGAAACCAAGAAGAGGAAGGAGCUUGUAAAGAGCAUGGAGGAGGACAAAAAAAUGCUUGUCGUAAAGGAGAAGGAGGUUUCAAAGUUGGCUGAGCAGCUCCAGGCUCUCCAGGAGGAAGGACAGAAGGACAGUAAGGCUCUGGAGGCGGCUGAGCAGCACUUCAAGGCUGUUUCUGCAGGUCUUUCCAGCAACGAGGAUGGAGAGGAGGCCACACUCGCAGGGCAGAUGAUGACCUGCAAGAACGACAUGAGCAAGGCCGACACCGAGGCCAAGCAGGCUCAGAUGACACUGAAACACUCCCAGGCUGAGUUGAAGUCCAAACAGGCAGAGGUGAAAAAGAUGGACAGCGGCUACAAGAAAGACCAGGAGAGCCUUCAGGCAGUGAGAAGAUGCAGGGAGAAGCUUCAGGCAGAAAUGACUAAACUCGGCUAUGAAGAUGGGAAAGAGGAAAGCCUGUUGGACAAAAGGAGACAGCUGUCCCGAGAGGUGGCUCAGCUUAAAGAGACGUACGAGCGUCUCAUGUCACGCUUCCCCAACCUGCGCUUCGACUACAAAGAUCCAGAGCAAGGGUGGGACCGCGCUAAGGUGAAAGGUCUGCUCGCUAACCUGAUCUCCGUCAGCGACGUCACUUACGCCACGGCUCUGGAGGUGGUGGCAGGCGGACGGCUCUAUAACAUCAUUGUCGACACUGAGGUGACGGGUAAAAAGCUGCUGGAGAAAGGGGAGCUGCAGCGGCGGUACACCAUCAUCCCCCUGAACAAGAUCUCUGCCAAGACGCUCAAUGACAAAGUCAUCACCACAGCAAAGAAACUGGUUGGCGCUGAUAACGUUCACACAGCUCUGUCUCUCGUUGGCUAUGAGUCUGACCUGCGUAAAGCCAUGGAGUACGUGUUUGGCUCCACGCUGGUUUGUGACACUUUGGACAACGCCAAAAAAGUGGCUUUUGAUAAGCAGGUGCUGACCAAGACGGUUACCCUUGGAGGGGACAUCUUCGACCCACAGGGAACUCUGAGUGGAGGUGCUCGCUCUCAGUCUGCGUCGGUUCUGUCCAGCCUGCAGGAGGUAAAGGACGUUCAGGACAACCUGAACAACAAAGAGGCUCAACUCCAGGGAACAGAGCAGGAACUGGCCCGCCUUAAGGGAACCGCUGAGAAGUACCGACAGCUGAAGCAGGAGCACGAGCUCAAAGCGGAGGAGGAGCAGAUCCUGCUGGCUAAAGUGCAGCAGAGCUCCUUCCACCAGCAGCAAGAGGAGCUGGAGAGGCUUCGCAAAGCCAUCGAGGAGAGCGAAGAGACCUUACGAGUCACCAAAGAGGUCCAGAAGCGGGCCGAGGAGAAAUACAAGGUGCUGGAGAACAAAAUGAGAAACGCCGAGGCUGAGAGGGAGAAGGAGCUGAAGGCCGCCCAGCAGAAACUCAACGCAGCCAAGACCAAAGCUGAUGCCUUCAGUACCAAGUUAAAGCAGAAACAGCAGGAGUCUGAUGCUGUGGCUCUGGAGCUGGAGGAGCUGCAGCGGGAGCAGGCGGGUUACGAGCAGCAGAUCCAGGCUGUAGACGAGGCCACGAAGGCCAUCCAAGAGCAGAUAGACAGCAUGGCCUGCACCGUGUCGCAGAACAAGGAGGCCGUGCGUAAAGCCCAGGAGGAGCUAGCCAAACAGAAGGAGGUGAUCAUGACCCAAGAUAAAGAGCUCAAGGUGAAAAGCACAGAAGCCAAUAAAAUCAGGGAGCAGAACAAUGAUGUCCAGCUGAAGAUCAAGGAGCUGGAACACAACAUCAGUAAACACCACAAAGACAGUAAGGAGUCCGCUAACAAGGUGACUCGCAUGCUGGAGGAGAACGACUGGAUCCAUUCGGAACGCCAGUUCUUCGGCCAGCCGAACAGCUCCUACGACUUCAAGGCGAACAACCCCCGUGAGGCUGGACAGCGUCUGAAGAAACUGGAGGAAACCACCACCAAGCUGGAGAGGAACAUCAACAACAGGGCCAUGAACAUGCUGAACGAAGCCGAGGAGAGGUAUAACGACCUGAUGAAAAAGAAGAGGAUCGUGGAGAAUGACAAAACAAAAAUCUUGCAGACCAUCAAGGAACUGGACCAGAAGAAGAACGAGGCUCUGAACUUGGCAUGGCAGAAGGUGAACAAGGACUUUGGAUCCAUCUUCUCCACUCUCCUGCCUGGAGCCACAGCAAAGCUGGCUCCUCCUCAGGGAUGUGGCGUCUUGGAUGGCCUGGAGUUUAAGGUAGCUCUGGGAGACACGUGGAAGGAAAACCUCACAGAGCUCAGUGGUGGGCAGAGGUCACUGGUGGCGUUGUCUCUCAUCCUGGCCAUGCUGCUCUUCAAACCCGCUCCCAUCUACAUCCUGGAUGAGGUGGAUGCUGCUCUGGACCUGUCUCACACACAGAACAUCGGACAGAUGCUGCGCUCGCAUUUCAGACACUCGCAGUUUGUGGUCGUGUCCCUGAAAGACGGCAUGUUCACCAACGCCAACGUCCUGUUUAAGACCAAGUUUGUUGACGGGAUGUCUGCUGUGACACGGACCGCGCUCAGCCAGAGCGAGUCGAGCCGUCCGCAGAAAGCCCACGACAAGGCUCGCCAAAGGGACAAAAGGAACUAACUAAUCAGCUGAUGGGGACGUUUUCGAUCAAUGAUCAGUUUUAACAGAACAAAGCCUCUGGUCACUUCUACGCCAUCAUGAAUAGUUCUUGCUUUUUAUACCUUUGACUGAAGCGGUGCAUCAAUUAGCAUCAGAUGUCUAAAACGUCGUUUUAUGAAGUUGUCUCUUCUGUAGCUGUCUGGUGUUUUCCUUGUAAUAUUCAGCUGAUGGAUCUGUUUUUGUAAAUAAAGGUGAAAUAUUAAACUGACUUAUUUUAAUCUA
Nothobranchius furzeri (turquoise killifish) is the source of this 3971-nucleotide messenger RNA. It is a transcript of the gene smc2, whose product is annotated as structural maintenance of chromosomes 2. Gene Ontology annotation, molecular function: ATP hydrolysis activity; protein binding; ATP binding. NCBI's taxonomy places the organism in Eukaryota, Metazoa, Chordata, Actinopteri, Cyprinodontiformes, Nothobranchiidae. Gene Ontology annotation, cellular component: chromosome. Gene Ontology annotation, biological process: chromosome organization. The record is from RefSeq and is a predicted model, not a curated record.